CCAAUCACAGAGCAGAAAAGAGGAGGGACAUUGCUGGAUCACAUAGCUUGGGCUUGUAGCAUCCCUGUAGCUCUUCUUGUCCUGUCUCUGAAUAAAAUGAACAGAAAAAAGCACAAAACGGGAAGAAAUGAGAUGUGAUUCUGUACGGUGAGGUCAAAUGUGCUGAAAGCAAGCAAAAUCUUUCAGUCUUCAGCCUCUCAGCUGGAGUGUUUGAGCUGAGGAACGAAGGAGGAGGGGUGAAAGGAGAAAAAUCACUCUCCUUUUUUCCAUCGGCUGCCUGGAGAACCUUGGAAGGACGUCAGCCGUGGCCAGAUUUCUCCAUGAACAGAAUUUCUGUCAGAAGUUUACCGUGAGCUGCUCAUGGCCGAGGCCUGCCGGAGCAUCGAGUCCCAGUAGGGUCACCAUCCAACGCUCCUUACAGCACCAUGAUGAGCACCGCCAAACCCCAUAUAUUCACCUCCACCCAAACCCUGAGCCCUUUCCCAGACCCGACUCUCCCGCUGACCACCCUCAACCCUCUUCUCACCAGUCCAGGAGAGGUAAAAACAUCAUCAGAGAACAUCACCUCCAGGAGCUCCAUCACCUCCGCACCUGGGCUAAACGGCACUCUGCUGCCCGUGGCGUCGGUGGAGGGCGCUGGGGUGGGGAUGGUGCUCGUGCCCUUCGGAAUCAUUACAGUCAUUGGACUCGCUGUUGUGGUGCUUCUAUACAUCAGGAAAAAGAAAAGACUGGAGAAACUGCGACAUCAGCUGAUGCCCAUGUAUAACUUUGAUCCAGCUGAAGAACAGGAUGAUCUCGAGCAGGAACUCCUGGAUCAUGGACGAGACGGAAGCCCAGCAGGACCAAACUCAAAAUUCUGACAGCAGCAUGCGCUUUAUUACUUGUGACACUGACUACUAGUCAGGGAGCAACUCAGAAACCGAGUCGACUUGUUUUCACAGACGUGGCUGAUGCUAUUAAUGCAUGACGACACUCACGAGCUGCACAGGACAAAAGAAAACACAAAAAUAUGGACACACACACACACACACACACACACACACACACACACACACACACACACACACACACACACACACACACACACACACACACACACACACACACACACACACACACACACACUGGCAUUCAGGAAUACUUGCAAUGAUAUUUAGUAUGACAUUAUAAAACAGGGGUCCGUUCUUCGUACCUCGCUUAAAUGAUCUAAGGAGAUUUGGCAGAUCUUGGAUUUUUCAAUCUUGAUAACUGAUCUCUGGCUAAUUUGGUUUUUCAGACAAGUUCGCGAAUCAGAUUAGAAUGUCUGGAUAAACUGAUCUGAGAUCGCUGAGU
This is a messenger RNA of Danio rerio (zebrafish), 1332 nucleotides long. NCBI's taxonomy places the organism in Eukaryota, Metazoa, Chordata, Actinopteri, Cypriniformes, Danionidae. The record is from RefSeq and is a predicted model, not a curated record.